GUGAGCGGGGGUCUCCUCUCGGAGGCAGGGAAGAGUCACCUGCUCCUUGAAUUUCUGGGGUUGUCUCCACUCUGCGACGCUGGGGUCCUGAUUGCGGGGUGGCGGGGGAGGGGUUUCUCCCCUCACCAUGGCCUUCACUUUCGCUGCCUUUUGCUACAUGCUGUCCCUGGUGCUGUGCGCUGCCCUCAUCUUCUUCGCCAUCUGGCAUAUAAUCGCCUUUGAUGAGCUAAGGACAGACUUCAAGAGCCCAAUAGACCAGUGCAAUCCAGUUCAUGCACGAGAGAGACUAAGAAACAUUGAGCGCAUCUGCUUUCUUCUGCGAAAGCUGGUGCUGCCUGAGUAUUCUAUCCAUAGCCUUUUCUGCAUCAUGUUCUUGUGUGCUCAGGAAUGGCUAACCCUGGGGCUGAAUGUUCCUCUGGUUCUACUUCACUUUUGGAGGUACUUCCAUUGCCCAGCGGAUAGUUCAGAGCUUGCAUAUGAUCCACCUGCAGUCAUGAAUGCAGACACCUUGAGUUACUGUCAGAAAGAAGCAUGGUGUAAACUAGCUUUCUAUCUCCUUUCCUUCUUCUACUAUCUUUACUGCAUGAUCUACACUUUAGUGAGCUCUUAACUCAGAAAUCCUCAUUGAAGACUGGGAACAACAAAGGAUGGAGAGCAAGGACAAGUCAGCCUAAAGUGAUGCUUGGUAAAAAGAAUAGCAAAGAGAGGAAAGCUUUGAACCCAAGCAGUAAUACAGUAUAUGAAAGACAUAUGCAGUAAGAAUAAUGGCCAGCUGUGGAUCUGGAGUACCAUGGAAACUAGGCUGAGUAAACUAUGCUUAUCUUCUGUUUCUCUGUGUAUCCCAGUCUGUGGCUUUAAAAAAAAAAGGGCAAAAAAGUAUCACAUGUGGAGACAAAGUCAAAGAACUAUCCGCAUCUGAUGGGAAAUGCUGCUUAGUGAAAUUAGUUCAUCACAAACUGCUAUUUCACAAGGAGCAAAGCUUCUCAAUGACUAUUUUGUACUGAAGAGUGAAGGGGGAGGAUCACCAUGCAUGGGAGUGGUGGCUAAGGAUCCUGCUAAUACACCUGUUAAAUACACAGCAUUCUGAUCAUGAACACUCAUCGGAAUCAAGGUGAGAUUCAUGUCAGUUAUCCAAGGAUGUUCAUCGGACUUCAGGGAAAAAAGUUAUUGUUAUCUUGACAAUUAAAUGAUUUUUAAUGCUUUUUUUCCCCACCCAUGACAAAGAAAUUAAUAACUUGCACUGGUAGUGCAGUGAUUUCCAAAAAUAUACUGUUUCUGUGAUUGAAUAUCCAGUGGUAUAUAUUUUUAUAUUCCAUCUGUGAUGCAACAGUUUAUGUAUGGUACAAUUAUGUCUAAAAUGCAUUCAGUUAUGACCUAAUUCUGUCAACCAUUCAGUAGCAUAGUUUUCCUCUUACUGGGGAAAAAAAUUGUUACAAAUCGCAAUAUUAUGGAAUGUUGUAACAUGAAUAUUCUACACACCAGAAUGGUGUAUGCAAAAUAUUGUAUCUGUAAAGGACCAGAUUAUUUUAGUCUGUAAUUUUCUCAUGCUGUUUCAUGUGUGUUGUCCAGUUUAAUCUGAAAUUAAUGGGCUGUUUUGUGCUUGUUUUCCCACAUCUUGGACAAGUAUUGUGAAGGAUGGUCAAUCCUUUUAAAAAUAUUUUAAUGCAAAGGUUUUUUACUUCAUCUUAGAACAGGUUGAUAUAGAUGGACUGUGUAUGCUUAUGAAUGAAUAAAUAUAUAUGCGCACACACACAAUCCAGCUAUAAAUAUAUAUUAAGGUAAAUUGUUUGUUUAAAACCUGUGACUAGGGUGCU
This is a messenger RNA of Gopherus evgoodei (Goodes thornscrub tortoise), 1814 nucleotides long. It is a transcript of the gene CNIH3, whose product is annotated as cornichon family AMPA receptor auxiliary protein 3. The record is from RefSeq and is a predicted model, not a curated record. NCBI's taxonomy places the organism in Eukaryota, Metazoa, Chordata, Testudines, Testudinidae. Gene Ontology annotation, biological process: regulation of AMPA receptor activity; vesicle-mediated transport. Gene Ontology annotation, cellular component: dendrite; synapse.